This is a messenger RNA of Priapulus caudatus, 3296 nucleotides long. RefSeq names its product endonuclease 4 homolog. NCBI's taxonomy places the organism in Eukaryota, Metazoa, Priapulida, Priapulimorpha, Priapulimorphida, Priapulidae. Gene Ontology annotation, molecular function: phosphoric diester hydrolase activity; zinc ion binding; DNA-(apurinic or apyrimidinic site) endonuclease activity. The record is from RefSeq and is a predicted model, not a curated record. Gene Ontology annotation, cellular component: mitochondrion; nucleus. The coding region runs from base 45 to 2810 and encodes 921 amino acids. The transcript is spliced from 6 exons. Gene Ontology annotation, biological process: base-excision repair.
GUUUCCUUUUAUUAGGUCAUAAAGUUUACGUAGAGAAAAGUAAUAUGCCAGCAAAAUCAAGACAGCGUACUCGUAAUAAAUUACCUGUUGAGGUGGAAGAUGAAAUAAUAGCAGCGGAGGAUCAAAGUAGGAGCAAUCUGUCUGAGGACAAUGAGCCUACAGUUCCAGCAAAGAAACGACUGAUUAGAAAUAAACAAAUUCUAAAGGAUGAAGAUAAAAUAAUAGCAGUGACAGAUCAAAGUGAAAAUAAGCUUCCUAAGCAGGAAAAAGUUCCAGCAAAGAAACGCCAAAUUAGAAAUAGACAACUUCUUAAGAUUGAAGGUAAAAUAACAGCUAAAGAAAAGCAAGCUGAUAACAAGCUCCAUGAUAGAAAGGAGCUUAAUGUUCCGGCAAGGAAACGACAGAAUAGAAACAAACAACUUCUUAAGGUUGAAGAUGAAAUAAUAGCAAAGACAGAUCAAGCUGAGAGCAAACUUCCUGAGGAGAAGGAACUGAUUGUACUUACAGGAAAGAAACGACAGUUGAAGACUAAACAACUUUGUAGGGCUGAAGACAAUAUACUAAUGAAGGAAAAACUAGAUGAUGACAAGCGACCUGAAAAUGAAGAUCCAAAUAAUGCUCCACCCAACCAAGUUCCAACUAGGAAACGGCAGAUUAGGAAGGAACAACAACAACUUCAUAGAGAUGAAGACAGUGUACUAGAAGAGAAAGAACAAAGUGAGAGCUGGCUACCUGACACACAGAUACCUCGACUUACUGCAAAGAAAAGACAGGCUAAGAGUAAGGAAAAUGAUAAGGCUGAGGAUAAGGAACUAGCACAGGAAGAUAAUGCUGCAAACAAACUGACCAAGAAUGAAGAACUAGUCAAAGUUCCAGCAAAGAAACGCCAGGUUAGGAAUAAACAAAAGCAACUUCAUGACGAUGAAGAUGAAAUCAUUGCAGAUGAAAAAAACACUGAGAGUAAGCUAUCUGAGAAAGAGGAAUUAGCCAAAGUUCCAGCAAAGAAACGCCAGGUUAGGAAUAAACGAGAACAACUUCGUAAAGAUGAAGAUGAAAUCAUUGCAGAUGAAGAAAACACUGAGAGUAAGCUGUCUGAGAAAGAGGAAUUAGUCAAAGUUCCAGCAAAGAAAUACCAGGUUAGAAAUAAACAAAAACAACUUCGUAAAGAUGAAGAUGAAAUCAUUACAGAUGAAGACAACACUGAGAGUAAGCUGUCUGAGAAAGAGGAAUUAGUCAAAGUUCCAGCAAAGAAACGCCAGGUUAGGAAUAAACAAAAACAACUUCGUAAAGAUGAAGAUGAAAUUAUUACAGAUGAAGAAAACACUGAGAGUAAGCUGUCUGAGAAAGAGGAACUAGUCAAAGUUCCAGCAAAGAAACGCCAGGGUAGGAAUAAACAAAAACAACUUCAUGAAGAUGAAGAUGAAGUCAUGGCAGAUGAAGAAACAGCUAAGAAUAAGCUGUCUGAUAAGGAGGAACUAACUAAAGUUAAAGCAAUGAAACGACAGACAAAAGGUAAACUACUCAUUAAGGUCAACGUAGAUGGACUAGCAGAGAAAGAACAAGUUGAAGCCAAGCUGCUAUAUGGGAACAAGGAACUUGGAACAAAGAAACGACAGGCUAAGAAUAAAACAGUAAAGGAAAAGGAAGUUGAAAUUACAGAACAAAAACAAGCGGCAACGAAUAAAUUAUUUGUUAAGGAGAAAAUUGAUCAACUAGCAGAGGGAGAAGAACACUCUGAAAGCAAGCUGCCUGAGGAGCGUACUAGAAGCAUCACUGCAAAGAAACGGCAUGUUAUGACUAAACCGUCUGCAAAUAAGGAUGAGGAAGAAGUUGAUGAACCACUGAAGAAGUUUUCACGCAUUGAAGUCAUUACCACUGAGAAUAAGCUUGCCAAAGUUACCCCUGAAACUCUCAAGGAAGUGUCUACUACUAUGUCAAGCUCUGAUUCAUACUCAAGCAGAGCGAACAAGUAUGUUGGAAUGCAUGUGUCUAUCGCAGGUGGUAUAUGGCAUGCAUUUGCUAAUGCAAGUGCUCUGGGGGCCAGAAGCUUUGCGAUAUUCCUACGAUCACAGCGUCAGUGGGAGAGCAAACCCCUGACUGACGACGUCAUUGAAAAGUUCAGGGAGGCCUGUAAAGAUCACAGCUUCGAACCUCAUCUGAUUGUGCCUCAUGCUUCCUACCUGCUGAACUGCGGUGCUCCUAACCCUGAGAUUCUGGUAAAGAGCAGAGCUGGCCUGGUGGAGGAGGUGCAACGCUGCGAGCGGCUCGGACUGCAGCUCUACAAUUUUCAUCCGGGCUCCACCUGUGGACUGAUUUCGGUAGAGGAGUGCAUCGAGAAAAUAGCGGAGAGCGUCAACCUAGCUCACCGCAAGACGAAGUACUGUACGAUCCUGCUGGAGAACAUGUGCUGUCAGGGACACACCAUCGGUGGCAAGUUCGAGGAGUUGCGGGCGAUCAUCGACAAAGUCGAGGACCAAUCUAGGAUUGGCGUGUGCCUGGACACGUGUCACGCGUUCGCCGCAGGUCAUGACCUUGCGACGAAGCUGGGAUACGAAGCCAUGAUGAAUGAGUUCAAGGUCGUCAUCGGGAUGAACUACCUCAAGGCCGUUCACCUCAACGACUCCAAAGGUGCCCUGGGCUGUCACCUCGACCGGCACGAGAACAUUGGUAAAGGUCACAUUGGGAUUGCAGGAUUUCAGUUUCUUAUGAACGACCCACGGUUUGAUGGAAUUCCGCUUGUGCUGGAGACGCCUCUAGAUGUCUCUGAUGAUCACGAAGUCGAGAUACUGUAUGGCCUGUGUGACAACUAGUGUUAUAUAAAUGUCUGCAGCGUUUCAUGUGUGUAUUCAUUGUUCUACAGCCUUGUAUGAUACAUUGUCUGCAACGUUCUGUAUCACUUGGCAAUGGUUCCAUGUUUGUUUACUGUUCGUAUUAUUGGAUUACAUCAUAUUUUUCAUAAUCUUGUGUAUGUGCUUAACUGCGCAUUUGGAUGUGUACUUUGAUAAUAACCUUAAUUAUGCUUUGUGUAAAUUCCUGUUUGUUACACAUUCCAUGCUAUUAAGCAGAUUUAUUUUUGUAUUUCCCCAGUUAUUUAAACUCGUAUAGUUUUUUAUAUAAGCGUGAAUAUUUACAGCAAUCGAGUCGGCUAUUUGCAAAAGUAUGAGUCAUCAAUCUAGUUUUGUAUUCAAGUAUUUACUGAACACCGGGUUAGGUGUCUUAUGUCUAUUUCUUAUAUGUUAGAUAUAUUAUUAAGUAAAGGGUAAGCAUAAUAUAAGAGUGCUAGAUAUAAUCAUGGA